AUGCUCGGGCUGUUAAGGCUCAACUAUGGUCUUUGUGUACACGCACUGAAGCCGACAUUGGAGUGGCCAAUUCAUCGCCUUUGUCAAUCCAUCCGGCUGCGGAAAGACAACCGUGAUAUCUUACUAAAGAGAUUCUACAACCCUUACCAACCGAUAGUUCUUAUCAACGAAACCACGACUCUUCGAAAGAACCAUCCGCAACAAUAUAAUCCUCGGACUCAGCAAUCCUGA
Messenger RNA from Aspergillus welwitschiae, 231 nucleotides. RefSeq lists its product as uncharacterized. Lineage: Eukaryota; Fungi; Ascomycota; Eurotiomycetes; Eurotiales; Aspergillaceae. The record is from RefSeq and is a predicted model, not a curated record. The coding region runs from base 1 to 231 and encodes 76 amino acids. The transcript is spliced from 2 exons.